Cornus florida is the source of this 651-nucleotide messenger RNA. Its product is annotated as F-box protein At3g07870-like. The record is from RefSeq and is a predicted model, not a curated record. Bases 1 to 651 code for a protein of 216 amino acids. Lineage: Eukaryota; Viridiplantae; Streptophyta; Magnoliopsida; Cornales; Cornaceae. The transcript has a single exon.
AUGCUUUGUGAUUAUGCAGAGCUCGAGUUUCCACUGGAUGUCAAUAUAGACCCUUAUCUAAGUACAAUCCAUGGCUGCAAUGGGAUCGUGUGCAUUAUUUCCUAUGAUUGGGCCAGUCAACAGGAGAUACAGGACAUCUAUCUCUGGAAUCCAUCAAUUCAUAAGGUGAUUUCCCUUCCCCCUGUCAUCGAUGCUUGUAUGUGUAACAUUGGGUUCGGCUUCGAUUCCGAGACUGAGGACUACAAGGUUGUCAGGAUUGAAUAUUUCAACGGACCUAAUUUUGAUCAAAAUCCUCCCGAGGUUGAGAUUUUCAAUCUGAGCACAGGCACAUGGCAGAACAUCAGCCAUUUGAAUCUUCCAUAUACCAUUUGCAAGGAUGCUGCCCAGGCUUAUGUGAAAGGGGCUACACAUUGGCUUGCCAGGGAUAUGAGAAGUACUAGGAGUAGGAGCAAUCUGUUCGUCUUGAUCGUGUCAUUCCACUUGGUUGAUGAGGUAUUUGGCGAGAUCAUGCUGCCCAAUAGUGAUGACUGGUUGAAUAAUGCUCGUGGUGCCAAUUUUCAAGAAUCACUCUCUAAUUUGUGUCGAUGUUGGUAUCGGAGGAUGUUGGUAUUGGAGGCACUAGGGGUAGCAAUUCAUAUUCGCGGGUCGUAA